AAAUCCGCGCAUUUAUACGUUCUCUGUAUCGUCUGACCCAUUCGCUUGUCCAUCAUACUCACGUCGCGAUGGAAUUAUUUUCGUCUUUACUUUCGUCGCCCUUCGGGUUGUUACUGACUACUCUGGUCACCAUUGGUUUUUUAAAAUUUGUCACAUCAGUGUAUCGCGCACUUAUUUAUUGGAAGAAUAGGGGUGUUCCUCAACCCGGUGCGUGGUCUUUUGUUACGGCUGCGAAGUUAUUUCUGCGUCGUACGUCUUUUGCCGAGCAUAUCAUUGCUAUAUACAAUUUAGUUCCGGACGUUAAAUAUUAUGGAACAUGGGAUAUGAACAGACCUGCCAUAUUUCUGCGAGAUCCUGAACUGAUCAAGGAUGUGAUGGUAAAGCAGUUUGAACAUUUCCAUGAUCAUCGCAAUUUCAUAGAUGAAAGGGUGGACCCGUUAUUUGCGAGGAACAUCUUUUCUUUGCGCGGAGAUCGCUGGAGAGAAAUAAGAAAUACUGUAAGUCCCACUUUCACUACCAGUAAGAUGAAAGUUAUGUUUGACUUGAUAUCAAAAUGUUCUACUGAUUUCGUCAAUUAUUUGGUCGAUCAUCCGGAACUUUGCGAUGAAGUUGACACGAAGCAGAUCUUUCGACGAUAUACCAAUGACGUAAUCGCUACAACGGCUUUUGGCAUAAGCGUGAAUUCUAUGAAAGAUCAAAACAACGAAUUCUACUUGAGGGGAAUAGAGGCCAGCAAAACUUUCAGUGGAUCGCUAAUGUUGUUCAAGUUCAUGUUUAUGACUUCAUUUCCACGUAUAGCCAAGUGGCUCGGUAUGACUGGAUUCGCAUCACCGUCUAUGGCUAAAUUUUUUAAGAGAAUUGUUGAAGAGACUAUCAGAACUCGAGAGGAGCAAGGCAUCGUCAGGCCGGAUAUGAUUCACAUACUAAUGCAAGCUCGCGACAAGGAUCCUGAUAACCAAAAAGUGACAUUAGACGACAUUGUUGCGCAAGCUUUUGGUUUUUUCUUAGCCGGUUUUGAUACAACCUCGACACUGAUGUGUUUCGUCGCUCACGAGUUGGCGGUUAAUCCAGAGGUUCAAGAUCGCUUGCGCGAGGAAGUGGAGCAGCAUCUUGACGAAAGAAAGGAGAUUUCUUAUGAAGCGCUAUCAAAGAUGACUUACAUGGACAUGGUGCUUUCCGAGACGCUGCGAAAAUAUCCACCAGCUGUCAUGACCGAUAGACUUUGCACUAAGAGUUUCGAACUGCCUCCAUCGAAACCGGGUUGUAAGAGCGUUCUCAUCGAAUCAAAUACCGUAAUGUUAAUACCUAUUUACGCUUUCCAUUAUGAUCUCAAGUACUUUCCGAAUCCAAAUAAGUUUGAUCCCGAAAGAUUUAGCGAAGAAAAUAAAGAAAACAUUGUUUCACAUACCUACUUGCCUUUUGGAGAGGGACCCAGAAAAUGUAUCGGCAAUCGAUUUGCUCUCAUGGAGACCAAGAUUCUGAUUGCUCAUUUUUUGCAAAAAUUUAUACUAAAGAGAACGAGAAAGACUAUCGAGCCAAUCGUAUUCGAUAGGAAAGAGUUCAACUUGCUACCUCAAGGUGGAUUUUGGAUUAGCUUGGAGAAAAAAGAACCGUCGUGAAUUUAUGUGAUAGAGUAAUUAUGUUUGAUAGUAGCAAAGCAUUAUUUACGCAUUUACAUUUUUCAGGAUUUAAUUAUAUAUAAUUUUUUGUCUUUUGAGGGUUCUUGAAGUUUAAGAUUUAUUUGCACAUUAUCAUUGUGCCAUUUUGAUAUUAAAUUAAUUUAAUAUUAGGUAUUCGUUUUAUAUAUUAG
Molecule: messenger RNA, 1810 nt
Organism: Nylanderia fulva
Lineage: Eukaryota; Metazoa; Arthropoda; Insecta; Hymenoptera; Formicidae
Source: RefSeq, a predicted model, not a curated record